AUGCCGAGCGCGGUUAAGGACGACGAGAACCGAAUCGUCUUCAACUGCAACACUUGCACCGAGAUUGCCGCGGACAAGCAUGUGUUGGCGGUGUUCGGCAACAAUCUGGUUAUCCAACUGUCACGCCAGGCAGUCAACUUCAUCCUGGCCUUUGCUAUGCCGUACCGGAAGCAGGCCAAACGCUUCCAUCGUUUCGUCCGCCGCUGGGCCUGGGCCCAACUCCGACACAACAACUUCUGCGGAUACCGAGGGAGGAUUGGAAGGGAUUUCAAAUCCUCAACCGUGGGCGGGCGGGAUCGAGACAAGUUUGACAUCCCCGAGAACUUGGGGACGACAACAAUGCCGCCGGACGUCGACCGGCUGUUGCUCCUCUUCCCCAUCAUUCUCAUUGUCCUCGUCGUCCUGGCGAGGACGCUUUCGCAAAGACCAGGCCGGCAGCGGAAAAGAAGGAGAGGAGGGAGGCGGAAAAGAGGAGAGGAGGGACUGGUGGCGGCGGCGGCGGCGGCGGCGGCAGCUGCGGGGAGAGAAGAGGGAGCGGAGGGGAGCGGAGAGGAGAUAGCCCGGGACAGAGGAGAGGAGGAACUGGCGGCGGCGGGGAGAGGAUCAUUGCUAUACCAAGUUCCCUCUCCAAAGCAACGGGGACUUGCGGGUGGUCAUGGACUACAGGCCAAUCAACGGUGUGACCGUCAAAUUACAAUGGCCCAUGCACAACCAGUCGGGGUUAUUUCGUUGCAUCGCGACUGGAGAACACCGAAUCUUUUUCCAGGCCAACGGAGCACACGGUCAUUGGGGAGAGUCCCAAUGGCGAGGGGGCACAAAGACAAAACCGCCUUCAUCGCCCCAAACGACCAGUAUUGGAACCUGAGAAUGCCCCAAGGGAUGACUGGUUCAAUUUACGGCUUGUGCGCGAGGCGCUCCUUCCAACUGCAGUGCCUGCCUUAUAUGAGCAGCGAGGGCAAAGAACGGGGUAUGGUGUGUUUGAAACGUCGUGACCUGUGCGGGACAUCAUGGAUGGCAAAUCCGGGAAAUGAUAAUAUCUCGCGUCGCGCAUGUGGUGCAGAUUGUAGAUCUGUGGUAGAGAAUUCCGUGCUUGAUAACGGAUUCUCGGACUGGGAGCGGGAGAUAACGGAAGUCCACAUUCCUCACAAGUCCAGAUGCUGAAGGUUAUCUUGUCGAUGUCAGGCGAUAUAUCAUAGUUGUAGGGGACUUGGAGGGCCUGAACAACUUGAUAUGUGUAAAUGAGUGGUGGAAAUAAAGAAAAGAACAUUCAAUCGGUUAAAAAUACUCGGUCCAGACAACCAUCAUCAUCAGCAAUGUAGCUCAGGACAGCUUGAGCGACUGUCACCACAAUGUCAACAACAAAGAAAAAGGCCGGGUGUAACAAUAAAAUCACAAAUUAUUAUCUUUAGUGGGUAUCAAUGCUCCUACUCCUCAUGCUGUCUGUC
Messenger RNA from Neurospora hispaniola, 1445 nucleotides. RefSeq lists its product as uncharacterized. The coding region runs from base 1 to 1161 and encodes 386 amino acids. The record is from RefSeq and is a predicted model, not a curated record. NCBI's taxonomy places the organism in Eukaryota, Fungi, Ascomycota, Sordariomycetes, Sordariales, Sordariaceae. The transcript is spliced from 4 exons.